Physcomitrium patens is the source of this 1718-nucleotide messenger RNA. RefSeq names its product ras-related protein RABH1b. Lineage: Eukaryota; Viridiplantae; Streptophyta; Bryopsida; Funariales; Funariaceae. The record is from RefSeq and is a predicted model, not a curated record. Gene Ontology annotation, molecular function: GTPase activity; GTP binding.
UGAAAGGGAAAGGCUGGGGAAGGAAGAAUGAGGUCUGAGUUGCUUUCCGCCUCAUCUGGCGAGGUUCGUCGUUUUCUUCUCCACAGCUUGGGAGCGCUAGCAGUCUACAAGGCCAUCGCAUUUUGAGAUUUUGACCUCUUCGUUGUGUCGGUGGUUGAUUCGCUGCGGCGGUCUUUAAGCUUGCUGCGGAACUCUGUGAAUUUCAUUUGAAAGUUGUGGGCACCUGUAGCGUGAACGAGAGGAUCUGGGAGCUUAGAUCGGAGGUGGAACGUUUGGUGUGCGAAGCUGGAACAAACCUCACCACUUGGAUUUGGGUUGUGGCUUCUUACAAGGUGUUGUGGAGGUUGAGACAUGCUUUUGGAUCAGCCGAGGUAGAUUUUGGAAGAACUUGGAGAAUGUCUGUGUGACUAGUUCGACAGUGAGCACUGUGAGAUUCAGAGCGGCAGUGAUUCAGAAUCUAGAAAGAGACCAGAAGGUUUAUCAUUUUCGAAGUAUCCGUCAGGAGCCAGGCACAGGUGGGGUCUAUGGGGAGGGAUGAUCAAUCCACAACAGUAUCGCCAUUGGCCAAGUACAAAUUGGUGUUUCUCGGGGAUCAGUCUGUGGGCAAGACGAGUAUCAUCACACGCUUUAUGUAUGACAAGUUUGACAAUUCAUACCAGGCGACUAUUGGCAUUGAUUUUCUUUCAAAAACAAUGUACCUUGAAGACCGCACCGUGCGGCUACAGCUUUGGGAUACCGCAGGACAAGAAAGAUUCCGGAGUCUAAUUCCCAGCUAUAUCCGUGAUUCAUCUGUUGCGGUGAUCGUCUAUGACGUGUCAAAUCGGCAAUCAUUCCUUAAUACAGCUCGUUGGGUGGAAGAGGUGCGAACGGAGCGCGGAAAUGAUGUCAUUGUUAUGCUAGUUGGGAAUAAGACCGAUCUAGUCGAUAAAAGGCAGGUCUCAAUAGAGGAAGGAGACGCCAAGGCCAAGGAAUUACAAGUCAUGUUCAUCGAAACAAGUUCUAAGGCUGGAUUUAACAUCAAGGCUCUUUUCCGCAAAAUUGCCGUAGCGCUGCCUGGAAUGGAGGCAUUAUCUUCACACAAAGAUGACCUUGUUGAUGUGAACCUCAAGCCAACCUCGAAUGCACUGGCGGAGGCCAAAGAAGGUGGCUGUGCAUGCUGAACGAGGAGAGGAGCAAUGUGCUGCUUGCAAUCUUUUGUAGGAACAUGGACACUCUUUUCCUCUCCUUAUUGUAACUUGUGUACCAUCUUCUCAAUUCUCUGAAGACUCGAUUUCUUGCUGGCUCCACUUGCGGGACACUGAAGUCCAAGGCAAUUCUACUUGAGGCACAGAUGUUAACUAUUCAGUCUUAGCUGUUGCACUGAGCGCCAUUAGUAGAGAUACAGCAUAAUUAUGCUAGUAGCGGCUUGGACAACUCGAUAUCUGAGGAUCAACAAAGGAGCUUAUUACCAUCUCACUACGUCCAACCUCGAAACAGAUUUGUAUUAAUGAAGUGGUUAGAGGUUGAAAGGAUUGACUGGUUAGAAGCACUGGGAUUAAAGAGGUGAAGCAUUAUAUAGUGUUUGCGAAGGUUCUGUAUUCCCUAUGUGCUUACCUACGUGGGGGUCCUCUUGUUAGUUCGUGCUGCACCGAUAAUCGACAGUCAGUACCUUAAUAAAUUUAGCUUCACACCUGUAUUUUUGUAUCAUUAGAUUAAUUGAGCUCAGAUUCAGUUUCCAA